Messenger RNA from Sabethes cyaneus, 769 nucleotides. It is a transcript of the gene mRpL32, whose product is annotated as 39S ribosomal protein L32, mitochondrial. Gene Ontology annotation, biological process: translation. The record is from RefSeq and is a predicted model, not a curated record. The transcript is spliced from 2 exons. The coding region runs from base 109 to 726 and encodes 205 amino acids. Gene Ontology annotation, cellular component: mitochondrial large ribosomal subunit. Gene Ontology annotation, molecular function: structural constituent of ribosome. Lineage: Eukaryota; Metazoa; Arthropoda; Insecta; Diptera; Culicidae.
GUGUUCGUUCUUGGCUCUGUGUUUCUAUCGUUUCUAUGGCCGUUUGCCUUUCUGUUCAGUGAAUAAAUAACUUAUUAAUUGAAGUAGGCUGGUUGCACAAAGCAGAAAAUGACUUCCGGACUUUGGUUCCGUUUCCGUGUUGCACUGGAACGAUUCGAACAGGCACUUCCAAGCCUACUAGGAUUCCCCGGUCGGUUUCCUCCUCCAAAUUGUUUUGCCCUGGCCAGUAUCGAAGCCGAUCGGCUACCAGCUGCGAACAGUACAAAACCAUUCAGCCUGCAAGACCUGCUAGGCGAUGGCAUUCUGUGGGCCGUGCCGAAACAUCGACGUACAGUGGAAAAGCGUUUGAAGCGGAAAUAUGGCACCCCGGAGUACAAGUUGAAGAUAUUGGUCCCAAAGAAACAUCUACGUAUUUGUUCCAACUGCGGCAGUGACCACGAAGUGGGCAUCCUGUGUCCGACUUGCUACAAAAAGGUGCGAACCGAAACGGAACAGAUUCAGGAAAAGAUACAAGCCGAGCUUGGACUUGAUCCCGUCGACAAGGAGGUUGUUGUGUUGUACGAUCGCGAAAAAGAAGACCAACCGGAGGAAUUCUGGAUGGGUAAGAGAAUUGUGGAGAUGCCCAAGACGCGGCCGAACUGGUUCAGCAAGAACCUGCUGCAACGAAGCACGCAGCAGGACGAUCAAACCACUGCAGUGAAACCGGAUGCGGAAAAGUUAGGUUAGUUUCGUUUGUUCGGUUAUUUGUAGAUUUGAAUAUACGUUUAAA